Messenger RNA from Gloeophyllum trabeum ATCC 11539, 815 nucleotides. Its product is annotated as 60S ribosomal protein L18A. The transcript has 5 exons. Lineage: Eukaryota; Fungi; Basidiomycota; Agaricomycetes; Gloeophyllales; Gloeophyllaceae. Bases 68 to 580 code for a protein of 170 amino acids. Gene Ontology annotation, molecular function: structural constituent of ribosome. The record is from RefSeq and is a predicted model, not a curated record. Gene Ontology annotation, cellular component: cytosolic large ribosomal subunit; ribosome. Gene Ontology annotation, biological process: translation.
AUCGCAACCUUGAGCUGGUCAUCGUCGGCGGCGUCCUCAAGCUCACUACAAGACCCUACUCAACGCCAUGCCUCUUCAAGAAUACCAGGUUGUGGGGCGCCACCUGCCCACGGAGUCGGAGCCCACUCCCAAAAUCUACCGCAUGCGCAUCUUCGCGCCCAACGAGGUCGUCGCUAAGUCGCGUUUCUGGUAUUUCCUCAGACAGCUCAAGAAGGUCAAGAAGGCCAAUGGCGAGAUCAUCGGCGUGAACGUUAUCCAUGAGAAGAAGCCGCUGAAGAUCAAGAACUUCGGUAUCUGGAUCCGCUACGACUCGCGCUCGGGCACGCACAACAUGUACAAGGAGUUCCGUGAACUCACACGAGCGGACGCCGUCAAGGCCCUCUAUCAGGACAUGGCUGCCCGCCACCGUGCCCGGUUCCGGUCUAUCCACAUUCUCCGGGUUGUCGAGAUCGAGAAGACCGCCGAUGUCCGCCGGCCAUACAUCAGGCAACUCCUCACCCCCAAGCUCAAGUUCCCCCUCGCCCACCGCGUCUUCAAGGCGAAGUCGACGUUCGUCGCACACAGACCCACUACUUUCUAAUUGGGUAUGUAGUCACGGUCAAAAGGCCUUUGCCGGGUACUGUGGGCAGCGGUGCUGCGAGCAUGUUCAUGCGAUGCUAUGUAUUCCCGCUACGUGCGCUAUCAUGAUUAUAUGGAAUAUGUGCUCCAUCUGCCUGACAUCACCCGGGGUGAAGCAGUGUUAGUCCUGUAUAUACGCCGAGAUCAUGGUGCCGUCGAUCUACCACUCGCGACAACAUGGCGUUCAAUUGCAGCCA